Molecule: messenger RNA, 1602 nt
Organism: Scleropages formosus (Asian bonytongue)
Lineage: Eukaryota; Metazoa; Chordata; Actinopteri; Osteoglossiformes; Osteoglossidae
Gene: zar1l
Product: zygote arrest 1-like
Exons: 4
Coding region: 90-1061 (323 amino acids)
Biological process (GO): translation
Cellular component (GO): cytoplasm
Source: RefSeq, a predicted model, not a curated record
AAUCACCUUCCAUCUGGUGGACUCAAUUAGGGCGCCGGGCCGCUCUUAAUAAGCGCUCUCUGGAUGCGCACUGGCGGCUGGUUACAAUCAUGGAGGGGUUCGUGUUCUCGCCGUACAGUUACAACAUGUACCCCGGGUGCGGCCCAUACCCCUUCGGAAAUCAGAAAGGCAAGCAGCAGAGCUGGAGCAAGAAAGGGCUCGCGUACCCGGGCCCCGAGCCGGCCGACUACCUGGAGCUGUGCAAGCGCGCUCAGCUGCGGGCCAUUCUGUCCCAGGUGAACCCGAACCUGGCGCCUCGUCUGCGCAAAGCCAACACCAAGGAGUUCGGCGUGCAGGUGAACCCGCGAGUGGACGCCGUGGUGCAGUGCUCCCUCGGUCCCAAGACCCUCUUCUAUCGAGAGAAGAAAUGGCUUUCUUCUUCCAAGCUGCCGCCGAGCCCGGAUCCGAAGCAGGACAAGUUCAUGCCCAGUACUCCGGUGAACAACGUGCGCUUCUCGCGCCCGGUCGCCAUCUACUCGCCCGUGUUCGACCGCAGGUUCUUCACGUUGCCGGACGGCGCGGACGCAGGUGCGGACGACGGCGCUUCGGUGGAGCCGGGAGAGGAGCGGGAUCGCGGCGCCGAGGAGGAGGAGGAGGAGGAGCGCCAGGAUGAGCUGAAGGAGAAAGGGGGCGAGGAGGUGUCUCCGGCGGAGGAGCCGCGUCCGAAGAGCACCGAGUUCAGCCAGGUGUCGAAGAAAUUCAACUUCCAGUUUCUGGAGCAGAAGUACGGCUUCUUUCACUGCAGUCAGUGCAACAUCCGAUGGGAGAGCGCGUACGUGUGGUGCAUCUCGGGAACCAACAAGGUGUACUUCAAGCAGCUCUGCCGCAAGUGCCAGGUCGGGUUCAAUCCGUACAGAGUGGAGUCGAUCCAGUGCCAGGGCUGCGGUCGGACCCGGUGCUCCUGUGAGAAGAAGCAACGGCACAUCGACAUGAAGCGGCCCCACCGCCAGGACCUGUGCGGCCGCUGCAAAGGGAAGCGCCUGUCCUGCGACACCACCUACAGCUUCAAGUACAUCGUCUGAUCCUUUUUUUUUUUUUUGUACUCAGCUUUUCUACGUCUUUUACGACAUGCAGGAAAUCCACCCGGAGGCAAAGCUAUAUUUUUGUAUGACUGUAAAUAAAGGGAGUUUAAAGCAGACUAGCUGUCCUGGUAAACACUAAAAGGGGAGAGGUGGCUAAUAGGCUCAGGUGUUUGCACAUUCCUGCGGUGAAGUGGUGCCAUUUUCAGGAGGAGAACUCAUGCUGAAACUAUUAAUAGAGCACUUCUCUCAGUAAGACCUAUAAAAAUGACCCUGAAGCAGUUUAAGUGGUGUCCCUUUUAAUGAUUGCAGAGCUGUACUGAAAUUCCUCAACCGGCGAUGGUAAGAUCAGGCUUGGCCAUAUAUACCCACCCCCUCAGUCCUCAGAGAGGUGAAACACAAUAGGUAAAGAAAGCAGUCUUUUCCUUGUCUUCCACUAGUAAAGACACUCUAAAGCAGGGACCUACAACUGUACUUUAACAGUGCUUGAUUACAAGGUGUUGACUGAAAGUCAUUGCACUGUAUGGCUGAACUCAAGAGAUGG